This is a messenger RNA of Branchiostoma floridae (Florida lancelet), 1520 nucleotides long. RefSeq names its product thioredoxin-like. The record is from RefSeq and is a predicted model, not a curated record. The coding region runs from base 85 to 405 and encodes 106 amino acids. The transcript has 5 exons. NCBI's taxonomy places the organism in Eukaryota, Metazoa, Chordata, Leptocardii, Amphioxiformes, Branchiostomatidae. Gene Ontology annotation, molecular function: protein-disulfide reductase activity.
AGGCGGCUUUCCUCCUGUUGGCACCAGAAUCUUCACACGAAAGCUCCAACCCGCUGCCCGAAUCUCUCCAACUUUGCUGCCACGAUGGUGCGAGAAAUCAACACAAAGGCCGAGUUUGAUGCCCUCCUGGCUGAGAGUAAUGACAAGCUGGUGGUGGUGGACUUCUGGGCCCAGUGGUGUGCACCCUGUAGGACGAUGGCGCCUGUGUUUGAGGAACUGGCCAAUGGGAACCCUGAUGUCAUCUUUGCUAAGGUGAACGUCAGUGUGAAUAUGGAGACUGCUCAAGCCUCCGACAUCAGGAGCAUCCCUGCAUUUCACUUCUACAAGAACGGAGAAAAGGUUGACUCGGUCCAAGGAUCCGUCCCUAAAUCAGAAUUGGAGACACUUGUGGCCAACAAUAAGUAAUGGCUCACCCAAGAUUUUGCCCAGAAAUAUCAGAAUUUUGCGGGGCUAACUAAUACUUUUGGUCAUCAUGGUUCAGGUGCAGGCAUAGUAGAAUAACAUUUGAUUAGAACAGUUGUGCUUAGAAAUGUAUGUAGUGAGCCGCAUUCUCUGUGGAUAUGAGACAAUAAAUUCACAGAACUCAUGCCAAUAAGAGCCUUCUUUACGUAUCAUUUGCAUUGUAAUGAGAAAAUACUACCUGGCUUGUUGUCAAGGACCUCAAGAUUUGAAAGCUUCUUUGAAAUCCUGUUUAAUUUGCAGUUAACUGCCUACUUUAUACCAUGGCCAUAGUCCUUGGUUUUGUACAAUAACUGAUCAAUUGCAACUUGUGACAACCUGCAUUAUACGUUGAUAUUUGGCGUCUCCCCUAAGACAGAGUAGAUACUAGACAGACUAAUAUGAAUUUCCUGUGCAGAUGCGGAUAUCUCAUAACCCUCACACACAUAUAUAUAGAGCAUAGAAGUGUCAAAAGGAUCUUUUUAGGUGCGUUUGUAACAUGAUUGAAUUGCUAAGGGUUCGGAUGUACGUCUACUUGGUGUCGGUAAAACAAUGGAAAUCUGAACUUGGGCUCACGACAUGUAGGUAAAGCGAUUUAUCUUUACCUUGGAUCUUUACCUUGAACCAUAGCCAGUAGGUACCCUUCUUCUGGGUAAUGUCAGGCUUUUUAAAAAUUUUUGUCGGUGAAUAAUCAGCUAUAUUAAUACUAUACGUUAACUGAUAGGUAAAGACUACUAAAGUCAAUAAUUGGAAGCAAAAAGAAGACGCAAAGCGCGAUUUAUAUCAAAACUUUAAUUUCCACUGUAAUUUCUUGAAAACAUGAAUUGUCAUAUGAAAGCCCCAAUAGUACUUACAUAUAAUACAUAUUUUACAGCGCAUAUCAAACUCCUGUUCUCUUUCUUAUGUACAUUGCACCGUGGUCUUCGCAAAAGUAAAAGAGAAAGACUCAUAGCUCGUACCGCUUACCACAGAUAAUUUCAAAUGAGAUCAGUCCACCCCGUGGUGUAUACUAACCAACGUGCACGUAUCAUUCAAACCAGACCGCUCUAGAAUAAAAUCGUCUCCACCCCAGCAAACAGAAA